AUGUCAAAUUUAAAGUCCAUUGGGGCAGGGCCCCACGUCAGACCUUACAACUCAGUAGACUACCUAAGGCCCCUAGUGCCAUGUAUACCUGACCCCCUUAAGAUCACCCCAUGCACUGGUGGAGGCACGCCCGCAGCGAUUCUUCCCCCACACAGAGUCGAAAGGUUUAUCCAAGCUCAAGCUCGAGCCAUCUCUAUACCUUCACAUCGGAAAUCACCCAAAGAAUGGCCUCAGAGCGCUGGAAAGGAGGACAUCAACUUUGACGUUCUAAGUUCAGCAACUCCAUCCCCAACUGAAGAUGUGCUUGAUGUAGCGAUCGUCAGACGCGUCUUGUCGGCAAUUCGGAAGGUGAUGGAAGACCUCAAGGCCGAUGCAUCUCAAAGACUGCCGGCGAACGAAGCGGCCGCACAACUGCACACAAUUUACGACCUUAUUUUUUCUAGCAAACGUUCUUGCAAGGCACUUCUCAAUUUUCAAGGAGACGAUGCUAAAAUAGUCCUCAAUUCUCUCCAGUGGUUACUCGACUACCCACAAUCAAACUCUACCCAGAGGAGCAGGCUGCUUUCAGCCUUGCUUCGUCUAUCCCGCAAAAGUGGGUUAUACCCAGAGUGUAUCAUACUAAAAGACAUUGUACGCGAAGACGAUUGUGCCGUUGCCUCGGGGCACUUUGGGGAGGUUUGGAAGGGGAAGUUUCGCGAUCAACAAGUCUGUCUCAAGGUCGUCAAGAUAUAUAAGCAAUCUCAUGUUGAUCACCUCUUGAAAGUUUUUGCUAAGGAAGCAAUUUUGUGGAGCCGGCUUUCGCAUCGAAACUUGCUUCCAUUUUACGGUAUAUAUUAUCUCACAGAUGGUCACGGCAGAGUAUGUCUGGUCUCUCCAUGGAUGAAUAAUGGAAACGUAAAGGAGUAUCUCCUCGAAAAUCCACAGGUGGAUCGUGUCCUCCUGGUGUCCGAUGUUGCCGCUGGGGUGUUGUACCUGCAUCAAAAAGCAAAAAUUGUUCAUGGAGAUUUAAAGGGGGUAAACAUCCUUGUAACAGAAUCCGGGAAAGCCUGUCUUGCAGACUUCGGUCUCUCUAAUCACGCCGAUGCUGAAAUGCUAACGUGGACAUCCGAAAGUUCUGCAAAUAUCGGUGGGACUGUUCGUUGGCAAGCUCCGGAAUUAUUCGAUUCGAAAAACGAGAACUCCAAGCCAACAAAAGAGACCGAUGUUUAUGCCUUUUCUUGUGUAUGUUAUGAAAUCUUCACCUGUCAGGUUCCGUUUCAUGAGAUAUCCCGAGAGUCCAUCGUCAUGAUGAAAGUCAUGGAGGACAAACGGCCUUCUCGCCCGGCGAAGGAUAGUGUGCCCUUCAUUGAAUGGGGACUCACAGAUUCUAUGUGGAGGUUGAUGGAGCGGUGCUGGGAUCGAGACUCGGAGAAUCGUCCUACGAUGGAAAGUAUUUCCCGGAAGGCCUUUCUUUCUUCGCUUGUUGACGAUAGACCCUCGGGAAGGGGUGAAGCUCUUUCACCACCACAAUUCCGUGGAGCCAUGCAUGGAUUUUUAUAA
Messenger RNA from Laccaria bicolor S238N-H82, 1539 nucleotides. RefSeq lists its product as uncharacterized. The record is from RefSeq and is a predicted model, not a curated record. NCBI's taxonomy places the organism in Eukaryota, Fungi, Basidiomycota, Agaricomycetes, Agaricales, Hydnangiaceae. Gene Ontology annotation, biological process: protein phosphorylation. The transcript is spliced from 6 exons. The coding region runs from base 1 to 1539 and encodes 512 amino acids. Gene Ontology annotation, molecular function: ATP binding; protein kinase activity.